CCCCCCCCCCCCCCCUGUCUCUGUCAUGCAUGUUGUCCGUGCUUUUGUUCUCUCCGUGCUCCUCGUCAUCCUGCACGCGCCCUCGCCUUACGCCGCCACAGACACGCUGCGACACGGCCAUGCACUUGCCGGCAGCGACAAGCUCGUCUCAGGCAACGGCAAGUUCGCGCUCGGCUUCCUGCAGCUCCAACCAGGGAGCUCCUACUACCUCGGCAUAUGGUUCGACAAAGUCCCCGUGCUUACCCCUGUGUGGGCAGCCAACAGGGACAAUCCGGUGUCGGCCAACUCCACUUGGCGGGAGCUCGUCAUCUCCGACGACGGCAACAUGGUCUUCCAAGCCCAGGGCGCCACCGUCUGGUCGACCCGGGCAAACACGACGACCAACGACACCGUCGCCGUGCUCCUGGGCAACGGCAACCUCGUCCUGCGGAGCGCCUCCAACUCGUCGCUCACGUUCUGGGAGAGCUUCGACUACCCGACCGACACCCAGCUGCCCGGCGUCAAGGUCGGGUGGAACAAGGUCACCGGCCUGAACCGCCGGCUCGUUUCGCGGAAGAACGCCGUCGAUCUGUCCUCGGGCAUAUACUCGUCGACGCUGGGCCGCGACGGAGUGGCCAGGAUGCUGUGGAACUCGUCGUCCGUGUACUGGUCGAGCACGUGGAACGGCAGGUUCUUCAGCGCCGUGCCGGAGAUGUCUGCGGGUUCCCCUCUCGCCAACUUCACCUUCGUCAACAACGACCAGGAGGUCUACUUCACCUACAACAUAUUCGACGAGAGCACGAUCGUACGCACCACGCUGCACGUGUCCGGCCAGAACCAAGUGCGCGUCUGGACCGGGCAGGACUGGAUGACGGGGAACAACCAGCCGGCACACCAGUGCGACGUGUACGCUGUCUGUGGCCCUUUCGCGGUCUGCGAACCGAAUGGAGACACUCUUUGCAGCUGCAUGAAGGGGUUCUCCGUGAGAUCGCCGUCGGACUGGGAGGUAGAGGAUCGAACAGGCGGGUGCGUCAGAGACACUCCGCUGCUGAGCUGCGGCGCUGGCGACGGAAACAGCGGCACAGGUAUGGCGGCCGACAAAUUCUACUCCAUGCCGGGCAUCAGGCUGCCCCAGAACGGCAAAGCCAUGCCAGCAGAUGCGUCGAGCGCGAAGCAGUGCGCGCAGGUCUGUUUGAGCAGCUGCUCUUGCACUGCAUAUUCUUACGGAAAAGAUGGCUGCUCCAUCUGGCAUGGCGAGCUACUUAACGUAGCUACUGAAGGAGAUAGUGAUGACACUAUUUACCUUCGCCUUGCUGCGAAAGAGUUUCGGAGCGGGAAAGGAAGCAGCAGGAGUGGCGUGGUCAUCGGUGCUGCCGUCGGAGCAAGCGUUGCUGCUGCUGCUGCUUUGGUUUUCGUUCUCCUCGUAUUGAUCUGGCGGAGAAAUGGGAGGCGGUGGUCUAGGCCCGUAGUACACAACGAUAAAGGUAGCGUCGUUGGCAUAGUCGCGUUCAAGUACGCGGACCUGCAGGACGCGACGAAGAAAUUCUCGGAGAAGCUAGGCGAAGGUGGCUUUGGCUCCGUGUUCAAAGGGUGUCUAGGUGACUCGACUACUACCGUAGUAGCAGUGAAGAGGCUGGACGGCGCUCGACAGGGAGAGAAGCAGUUCAGGGCAGAAGUGAACUCGAUCGGGAUCGUCCAGCAUAUAAACCUAGUCAGACUGAUCGGGUUCUGCUGCGAAGGCGACAGGAGGCUGCUCGUGUACGAGCACAUGCCAAACGGCUCCCUGGACUCCCAUCUGUUCCGAAGCCAUGGCGGCGCCGGCGUCGGCGCCGGGGCAGCUCUAGACUGGAACGUUAGGUACAAGAUAGCUGUCGGGGUCGCGAGAGGUCUGGCGUACCUGCACCAUGGCUGCCGGGACUGCAUCAUACACUGCGACAUCAAACCGCAGAACAUACUUCUGGACGCGUCGUUCCUUCCCAAGAUCGCCGACUUCGGGAUGGCCAAGUUCCUCGGGAGGGACUUCAGCCGCGUCGUGACGACGAUGCGAGGAACCGUCGGGUACCUCGCCCCGGAAUGGAUCAGCGGGACACCGAUCACUUCCAAGAUCGAUGUCUACAGCUACGGGAUGGUCUUGCUGGAGAUCGUAUCGGGGAAGAGGAACUCUAUUACUCAGCAGUCUUCAAGCCAUACUAUUGAAGGUCAACAAGGGGACUAUUUACCAGUGCAGGUUGCGGGCAAGCUUCUUCGUGGAGACGUUUUGAGCGUCGUGGAUGCAGAUCUGCGUGGCGACGUGAACGUGGAGGAGGUCGAAAGGGUUUGCAGGAUCGCGUGUUGGUGCAUCCAGGAUCGCGAGUUCGAUCGGCCGACGAUGGUUGAGGUGGUACAGUUUCUCGAAGGGAUUUGCGAGCCGGAAAUUCCUCCGAUGCCAAGGCUACUCCAUGCUAUUGCAGGAGGCGGCUCAAAUCAGACGGCCGGAGUGUGAGUCGUAGCUUUCUCGGCAAAUUCAACAAUCGUCUAUGAUAUGUCUGUCAGUUGUUAUGGCAAAUAAAUUUGUUUUCUGGAAUAUCUAAUAUCCUGCCAUGUAAUAUUUCGAUAUACCCUGAGAUUUGUAACAUGUCGGGUUUCAAUGUGCCAAUGGGUCCUGUCUCGUAAACAACCCUCUGUGUAUGUACCCCACUUUGACUAUCAACAAAUAUUGU
Molecule: messenger RNA, 2678 nt
Organism: Zea mays
Lineage: Eukaryota; Viridiplantae; Streptophyta; Magnoliopsida; Poales; Poaceae
Exons: 1
Coding region: 26-2461 (811 amino acids)
Biological process (GO): recognition of pollen; protein phosphorylation
Molecular function (GO): ATP binding; protein serine/threonine kinase activity
Source: RefSeq, marked validated